This is a messenger RNA of Archocentrus centrarchus (flier cichlid), 1414 nucleotides long. RefSeq lists its product as uncharacterized. Lineage: Eukaryota; Metazoa; Chordata; Actinopteri; Cichliformes; Cichlidae. The transcript has 5 exons. Bases 503 to 1126 code for a protein of 207 amino acids. The record is from RefSeq and is a predicted model, not a curated record.
AAAUCGCUUACAUGCAGCACAUCAGACCUUCAGUCAGAAGAGGAAGAGGAGGAAAUACGACCAAAAAGGAAGCCAAAGGCAAUGCUGGUGACCUGUACAGGGUGUACCCUGUGACAGGUCACCCUAUGACAGCUGGGAUAGGCUCCAGCCCCCCCCAUGACCCUGAACAGGAUAAGCAGAAGAGAAUGGAUGGUAUUCAAAUCACAGAAUUCGAAAGCAAUUAGAGUAGUGUACAGCUUGAGUAAAGUAAAAAAAUACAUGUUUUAAUAAUGACAAAUGAAGUAUUAAGUAUUUUUAUUUUUCUAUUCUGCUUGACAGUCAUUUCUUUGGGGACUCUGACAGUGACACAGAAGAAGUUUACCUGAAAAGGAAAGCCAGAGCUGCAGUAAGACGCCCACUACAACCACCUGCUCCAGUUAUCCAACCACCACCUUUCACUGGAGCUAGCAUCCACACAAUUGCUUCUUCUGCAAAAACUCCAUCACCACCACUGCUUGCCCAGAUGGAAACUAGACCAAGAGAUGAGCCAACUCCUUCUUCAAGCCAUGUCUACAGGCCUACUUGGAAAGGGGGACGGUAUGGCUCAGACACAAUUACCUGCUCUGCUGCAGAAGUUCAAAUAUUGAGCUUACUGGAGUACAUUAAACACCAACAAGACCAAUUAACCACCAAAGUAAACUAUCUGACCAACAAGCUGAACUCAACUGUCCAAGAAAGAGAAAUACCUGACCAUGUACAGUUUCCACUACAAUCAAUGGAGGAAGUGGAGAAUUUUGAGAAAUGGCUCAAAGAUCCUGCUAACUCUCACCUGAAGCAGAGUGUGAUUUCUUCACUGGCAGCCAUCGGGGGGCAUGAUGCAAGAAGUAUCACAUGGAACAUUCUUUCCCGCAUGUUCCACAGUGACAUUGGACAGAAGAUAAAUUGGACAGGGGCCAAUGGAAAGGGAGGUUUCUCCCAGAUGGCAUCAAAAACAGUACUCUUGGAUGCAGUAAGAAAGACCCACGUGUCCCGUGCUGCCACAGAAGAGGAGAUUCGGAUUCGGAAACAUGCCAUACGAUGGUUCAAUCUGGCAGCAGACAGAGGAAGAAGGCGGCGUCCUCCUGUUACCAUCCCGAAUCAAUGCUGAGGACUUCAGUUUGUUAUUGUUACUGUUAUUGUUCCAGAAAUGGUUAUCUUUCAGUUAUUUGUCUGUUAAUGUUUUAAUGAAGUACAGUAAUGAAUCAAUGCAUCACCUGCUUAAUUAAUUUGUGAUAGUAUUUCCUUUCUUUGCCAUUUUACUUUUUCCUUUACUGCAUUUUGUUAAAGAAUAAAGAAGUGUUAAAGGAUUUAUAGUAAAUAAACAGUAUUCUUGAUACAUUUAUGAUCCCAUUAUUUUUGUAAUACUCAUAUGCUCAUCUUGUUAUUCAAAUGGAAA